AGUAGUAAAGUACUGUCAUGGCGGUUUAAAGUAAUGCGUCACACUGAAAAUACUACAGUAUUGUAACGGAUAACAGCACUUGAUUUAUAUUUUAAUAAAAAAAAAGUAAAACUAUUUCGACAUAAUGUUUUUUUCACAUUUUACCUUUCAAACUUUAAACUGAAUUGAACCGUACGCAACCAAUAUAAUAUAGUUGUCUAUCACGCGUUUUCAUGACUGAAUACAAUCACCAGAGACAUUGAAACUCGUGUACGCUUUUUAACAUCGCCACUAAUGGGAGCCUUCCAGUCUAUCUUAUUCUCUUUGGGCUAACCCGUAAUCGUAUUGCCUCCCUCGGAAACUUCAUUGCCAGCAAAACAUAGCAGAAGAAAACUAUUUGACCAUACAACUCAAGGAGCUUGUUUGGAGGACAACCAGCUCGGUUGGCAACGCAAUAGACAUACACCUGUCAACUCCAGUUGCAGCCACUUGUGGGUUCGAGGCCACCAAGAGCUUUGGGUGCCGUAAAAAUAAUUAUUAGUUCGAUUUUUCUCUGCACAAGCCGAAAUAUAGAGAUAUCCUAGUCAAUUAACUCAAAAAAAAAGCACUUACUGUUCUUUGGCUUAGUUAUGCGCAAAUCAAGAUUUUUCAUUCUUGUUCUUUGGAACAAAAUUCUUUUUUUCUUAUAUAUCUAAAAAUUGUUUCAAUUGAUCUGUGGUUUUCGAUCUCCUAUUAUUUUAAAAUUAGAGGGAAACUGUUUUGAAAAUAAUGAGUUGUAAAUGGCGGAAUAAAAAAUGUUGAACCAAGUAUCUGUGGAGGCAGUUUAUUCUGCAACUUAUGUUGAAAAUUAUCUCGACUGCGUGGAAAAUUUUCCUGACGAACUACAACGUUUAAUUUCUCGUAUGCGUGAAUUGGAUGUGUACUAUUUGGCUCGUGUUCGGGAAGUAACGACUCAGACAGAAAUUUUUAAAGGUAUAAGCAAUGAGGAUCAAGUAAAAAAGGCAAGAAGCUUCGCCCGAAUGCAACAAGCUUUGAUAGCAGCCCAAGAACUGGGCGAUGAAAAAAUGAGUCUACUACAAACAAUUUUAGACAAAAUAGAAAUGAAAACCAGAUUAUUGGACCAAGAUUUUAAAAAUUUAGAUUAUGGCAAAGAAGAACAGCCUCAAACAGAGAACAAAGAACAACCCCCAAUAGCAAAUGUGACACCAAGUAGCACAAUAAACAAUACUAAUGAAAGGCCUAUCAAAAGAGCUAGGAGAUCAAGGAAUGAAAACUUCUCUGGGAUAGAAAAUCAUCAGAAUGAGAUGGCACCAGCCGAGCAUGUGCUGAGAAGCCAAGCGUCUGUAGUAAAUCCAACGUCUAGCUCCAACCAAAAGAAAACAGGUAAAGGGAAAAAGAAAAAAAGAAAAUCAAGACAAGUUGUUCAAACUCAAAAAGAGGAAUCUCCACCACCAGAGGAACCUGCCAUUGAUCCAGAUGAACCAACUUAUUGUCUCUGUGAUCAAAUUUCUUUUGGAGAAAUGAUCAUGUGUGACAAUGAUCUUUGUCCAAUAGAGUGGUUCCAUUUCUCAUGCGUUACCUUGACCACCAAACCAAAAGGUAAAUGGUUCUGUCCAAAAUGUAGAGGAGAUAGACCAAAUGUUAUGAAACCCAAGGCGCAAUUUCUGAAAGAACUUGAAAAAUAUAACAAGGAAAAGGAAGAAAAAGCAUAGGGUUUUAUUUAUUGUAAAUUGAUUUGUGUUUGUAAAAGUGUUUUUGCCAUAAAUAUACACCUACAAUUUUAUGUUCCCUUUCUCACUUUCCACCUAUAAAUCAAACAAGUGUUUACAGAAAAAAAGAAAACCAAAAGUUAAUGUUCGAAUGAAAACUACACAUUUUUCCAUUUAUUUUUGGUGUGAAAAGUUACGGGAUACCAUAUUUUAACUGAUGUGCAAAAUAAAGAUAUAUUUUUUUUUAUUUCUCACAAGAAUUGCCAAAAUAGGAGACAAAUGAGACCAUUUUCUUAUGUGUUGGUUUCAUUUCUAGACAAUCAGCAUGACAAGGGCCAGUUAAAAUUUUGGUUACAACUGCUACUCUAAAAUACCUAAUUUUGUAUGGAUAAAGCGUGGAAAAAAUGUUUCCUUACGAUCAAACUUCUUCAACGGUUGUGACCAACUUCAGACAUUUCCAUUACUGCUGGUCAAGUGUUUGAUAGCAAUUGGAUGUUUUCGAUAGAUUUCAGCUAUGCCAUUUUGACUUUGUCAGUUCUGACGGUCGCCUCACAAGUCAUU
Molecule: messenger RNA, 2249 nt
Organism: Cylas formicarius (sweet potato weevil)
Lineage: Eukaryota; Metazoa; Arthropoda; Insecta; Coleoptera; Brentidae
Product: inhibitor of growth protein 1
Exons: 4
Coding region: 774-1691 (305 amino acids)
Biological process (GO): positive regulation of DNA-templated transcription
Cellular component (GO): nucleus
Source: RefSeq, a predicted model, not a curated record